This is a messenger RNA of Paramuricea clavata, 2053 nucleotides long. Lineage: Eukaryota; Metazoa; Cnidaria; Anthozoa; Malacalcyonacea; Plexauridae. The record is from the annotation of a GenBank genome assembly.
UCGUGUUUCAGGGAAGCCUGCUGCACCAACCCAGCUGAAAUUUACUGGUAAAACUCAGCUCAGCAUUGAUAUAUGUUGGCGUCAACCAACAGGGGCAGAGUAUUUCGACAUAGAUGGAUACAUAGUCAGCUACAAGACUUUAUCCGAUACGCAUUACAAAACAAAGAAGAUUUUAUCGAAUUCUUUAAAUCUUCAGUUGAAAAAUCUGAAGAGUGAAACAUUAUACGUCAUUAAAGUGCACGGAUUUAAUGAUGAUGGUGAUGGAGAACAUAGUGAAAUCGAAGUCAAAACUAACUCAUGGGGUAAGUUUUAGAAAAAAAAUGUUUUCAAAAGUAUCAGGGACCUGUUUGUUCAAUACACGAUUAGCGCUACCUUGCAUUUCUGCACUUCUUGUUGCAAGGUUGGUCCAACAAGUCCGAUUUUACAAUACCGUUACAACCUUGUGUCGUAUACCUUGUCCCCGAGCCAACGGCGCGGAGCGCUAUUCCGGGCGUAAGCCCGGGGCGAGGGUACUAAUUCCGCUGGCUUUUUACACCCGGGGAAAGGAAAGCACUAGCGAAGUAUAAAGUUGAUCAAGUAUCGCGGGCGCGUGACUAUGGUUUAUGGGUGGACCUCACUGAUCUCAAAAAUAUGGCUGUUUGCCAGGAGUGGGAUAAGCAAGAUUUAAAUUUUCAAAACAUAUAUUUGGAAAAUCGCGUUUCCGAGUGAUUUUACACAAUGAGCUUUAAAGCAAUUAAAUUUAAAAAAUAAGAAAAAGUUAUGGACUAUGGGAAAUCGUGAAAAAUGGGGCAAGUUUGCUUUAAGUGAUUAAUGUUUAUGAAUUUUGUUGCUUUAGCUUUUGCUAAAACAUGAACUAUUUUCCUUUCCAACGAAGCUGUAAGUUUCCUAACUAAAUUAUCCUGCUUAGUUUAAGAAAAAAAACUUAAAAUGUAAAGGAGAACAAAUUGAUUUGAAGUCGGAACUGAAAUUACCGAAAAAUUUGAACUUAUUAUGUUUGCGGCAAAUGUAGUUUUAAUAAUUACGAAAUUAACGUUUGAAGUUAAAUUUUAAUUACAUUAAAUUAAAUUAAAAGAGACAAAAAGCAGAAUAAUAUACCUAUAGUAUAUAUUUCGGAAAUUUAUUGUUGUAUAGCUAAAAGUCCUAAUCUUUCAACUAAUUUGCCUUUUUUUACAAAACGAGCCUGCGUUCAGUAUUGGCCAUUUCCAAAUACUUCAUGUUAAUUUGAUGUUUAGAAAACAUAGGCGAGGAGUUGCUGCAUGCAUGUAUUUCUAGUAGCAUUCUUGUUAUAUUAUCAUGACAGCAUGCAUCAGGCUUGUCAGAACAAUCUUGUAACAAUUAUUUUAAUGCCAUCAAGUUUGUCAACCGCUUGUUCCAAACUCGAAAUAAAACUUGAAUGGGAACACUUGUCGACAGCUUGUGAACAGAUUUGUAACAACUUGUGAGUUUUUUACGUGUGUACCUGUGAUGUUAGCGCCUGCUUAUUAGGAGGCUGUCAACAUUGUUUCAUCUUAAUUUAGAGCCAGUUUAUAUCGUGCUUGGUGUUGCUGGCUGUUAUGAUACGAUGAAACAAGUCACACAAUGUUGAAUAAAAGUAUUUUGUAUAAUAGAAGAGACCUUUUUAAGUAGGGCCAAGUAUCAACAAAAAAUAUUUAUAAGUUAACACAAUCCCUAGCAAAACAAUCCCCUAUAUAUGUUGGGGUGCCCCAAACCAUUUCCAGAGCCCGUUGAUCUAUAGUUCAUUAAAUGUCUGAACCGUCAUGACUGCAUUCAUCAGGCUUGUUAGAACAACCUUGUAACAAUUCUUUUAAUGCCAUCAAGUUUGUAAACCGCUUGUUCCAAACUCAAAAUAAAACUUGUGGGUUUUUACGUGUGUACCUGUGUGUUAGCGCCUGCUUAUUAGGAGGCUGUCAAAAUUGUUUCAUCUUAAUUAUAGAGCCAGUUUAUAUCACAUUUGGUGUUAUUGGCGGAUUGGCUCUUGUUUCCUUUGGCACUAUUUGUUGUGUACAUAUAUGUAAAAAAAUUGGAAAAUACUGUCGCCAUAAAGUAAGGUGGA